AUGGUCCGGGUGAAUAAUACCUUCUCCACUCUACGUUUGCCGCCUAGUGGAGUCCCUCAGGGAGGUGUGCUUUCCCCUGUUUUGUUUAAUAUCUACACUGCUUUUGCGGACGACGUUAAAUUAUACCAAGCAGUAAAAGCUCAUGAUGAUUGUCUUCAGCUGCAGCGCUCCAUUGAUGUAGUGAAUAGAUGGUCUAAUAAAUGGGCCCUGCCGUUGUCCUUAGAAAAGACUACAGUGUUGCAUCUGAGCUCAAAAAAUAGGCAGUUCCCUUAUGUGAUUGAAGGCACUCCUAUCAGGAAAUUCUGUGGAUUGCGGCCAUCAGUGACCAGGGGCAGCCCUCUCAAACGUAUACUGCCUCGCGCUAAGCACAAUUUCAGAUUGCAUUUCUUCACUAUUAGGGCUGGUACUGAUUACUUUAAGUUGAAGAAAAAUAGAUCGUUUCCCCAUAAUGUUAAGGCUUUCAAGGACAUGGUCGAGCGUUACUUGGUUCCGUAG
Messenger RNA from Cooperia oncophora, 495 nucleotides. Lineage: Eukaryota; Metazoa; Nematoda; Chromadorea; Rhabditida; Trichostrongylidae. The record is from the annotation of a GenBank genome assembly.